Molecule: messenger RNA, 1703 nt
Organism: Didymella exigua CBS 183.55
Lineage: Eukaryota; Fungi; Ascomycota; Dothideomycetes; Pleosporales; Didymellaceae
Exons: 4
Coding region: 116-1420 (434 amino acids)
Biological process (GO): regulation of transcription by RNA polymerase II
Molecular function (GO): zinc ion binding; DNA-binding transcription activator activity, RNA polymerase II-specific
Source: RefSeq, a predicted model, not a curated record
AAUUCGAUGGUCAACUUGACGCGGGUGACUGCGUGUCGUUUCAACAAGCGGUAUAUAUCGCCUCAGGGGAAGGCCGCUCGCGUCUCGUGUGCUGACUCUUCUUCAUGUGAGCAUCAUGCCGCCUUCUCGCAAUAACAGCCUUCAAGAUUCCUCAAGCACGUCGAGCGAUUCUCCAAUAGCGUCUGACUACAGACCAGUCAAUAAGCCGUCACAGCCUCGCAAACCGAUUCCGCGGAAGGGACACACCAAAUCACGCCGUGGAUGCUACAACUGCAAGAGACGCAGAAUCAAGUGCAAUGAGAAACAUCCAGAAUGCAGUCACUGCAUCAAGGCAGGGCUACAAUGCGACUAUCCAGCGAACAUCAUACAGCUUACUCAGAGAUCGACAAGUCCCACACAUCCACAGGAGGCAGUGAACUUACGUUCGACGCCUGGCACCUUCACUAUGGCCGAUAUGCGCUUAUUCCACCACUUCCUCAUUACUGCAUAUCCGCACUUACCUGUUGGCGCCGACAAGAUCUGGAUCAACGUGAUACCGAGUUUUGCACACAAUUAUGAGUACCUCAUUCAUUCGAUCCUGGCACUAGCCGCCUCGCAUCUUGACGCUGUAUCAAACACAGGUGCGGCUGAGCAGGCCAUACAACAUCGCAUCUUAGCAGUAAAGUCGCUCAACGAAGCGCUGUCAAUACCGCCAAAGUCUAGGAGCGAGCAAGACGCUAGAAUGGCUGCUGCCUUAGCACUCGCAUUUCAAUCGAGCCAUCUUCAAGACGGUCUCACCGAGUUCCUGACUAUGGUGCGGGGCUGCAAUCUAAUUGCGAGUGGUGACACGACCUUUGGAUCAGAGUCGGUGUUCAAUGCAUUCAGCGAGGACAGCCAUCUCCGACACGUGAAGAACCGCAUUGGCGGUGGCAAACAGUACAGUUGCGUCAACCACGAAGAUCUCGAUCUCGCCGCCCUCUCGCUUCGCUCAAUCAAACACCUCAACAUGUCUUCAUUCGAGAAAUCCUACUGGGAAGCCCUUGAUACGACUGUGCAGCAAGCGUACGACCGACCCAUCGAAGCAUACACUUCUUUCGUCACGCUGUAUAACAUCCCGUCACGCUGGACUCACGAUGAGUUUCAAGCAUUCACCGACCCGAACAACGGUGUCGCGCAGAUACUGCAAGCGCACUUCAUCGCCGUGCAGGCGAUCCUCACUCCCAUACUGUACCUCGAGAGGGUCGGUUUCGAAGGCAUCGACGCGCCGACUGCGGCCAUGGGCUGGAUCGAGGGUAUAUAUAGGAACGUGCCGCAUCAUCUGAGACAACACGUCGAGUGGCCUAGGGAGGUAUCGAGGUAUCCGUUCAUGAGGUUCUUGGGUCAGAGGGAUCCGACGUACUUCGACGAGCAGACUGAAGACCUGGGUUUGCUGAGUCUUUGAGAGUCGAGUCUGGGUCUGUUUUUUUUGGCGUUCGGUGACUGUCUACGACUAUUACAUACCAUAUGAUACCCUCGACAGCCUUGUUUCUGGGCUCGUCUCUGCAUUCGCUAGCCAGAUUGGGGAGGUAUGGUGUGGUCCCAGCUCAUAUUGUCCAACGAUAUUUUACCAUCUCUUUUGCCUUAGGAUUAAUCUCGCCUUGACACGAUGCGUUCACAAAAUGCUUGACCAACACGUAUUGAAUGAUACAUCAAGCGCUAACCAAUACCUUCACCACAAUGUAGUG